Messenger RNA from Cucumis melo (muskmelon), 611 nucleotides. RefSeq names its product reticulon-like protein B16. Lineage: Eukaryota; Viridiplantae; Streptophyta; Magnoliopsida; Cucurbitales; Cucurbitaceae. The transcript is spliced from 5 exons. Bases 1 to 543 code for a protein of 180 amino acids. The record is from RefSeq and is a predicted model, not a curated record.
AUGGGAAAAAUUAAAAACAAUGAUGAUAUUCCCCUUUCUAGUUUGAUAAUCAAGAAUUUUGACCCUUUGUUCUUUUGCAUAGCGGCUGAUAUUCUUCUGUGGAAACAGUGGCAUGUUUCUUUCGGCAUUAUUGUUGUUUCUACAGUAUUUUGGCUUCUAAUUGAGCACUCUGGAUUGCCAUUGUUGACAACAUGUUUGGAUGUCUUGCUGAUUUUGGUUGUCCUAUUGUUUCUUCGUGCCAACUACGCUGCAUUCCGAAACAAGCAACUUCAAACAUUACCGCAGCUGGUACUGUCAGAGGAGUUUGUCAACAACGUAGCAGCAUCGCUUCGGGCGAAAAUCAAUAACACGUUACUUAUGGCCCAUGAUAUCACACUUGGCAAUGAUUUCAAACUCUUUUUCAGGAUGGUGAUCGGUUUGUGGCUUUUAUCCGUCGUUGGUAGCUACGUUUCUUUCUUCACCUUUGCAUAUAUUGGAACAAUCAUCUCAAUAACCAUCCCUGCAUUGUACAGCAAAUACGAUAAACAUGUUGACAGAUACUGAGUGAAUUCUUUCGUUCAUUUCCCCAGGAGGAGUUACAUGUUCUAAUCAUUGAAAGCUCGUGUCCCACA